GCAGGUUUAAAGAGAAACUACAAAGUUUUGCAAAAAUACAAAACAAAAUCAGUGGGUUAAAUAUUUAGUAAAUUAGUACUUAGACUUAACCAUAGAUCAGAAUAAUGUUGGAUUUAAACGCCUGGAGGUAAUGUUGCUACGUCAGUGUGUUUUCCGAGGAGGGGGCUGGUGUUAUUUCAGUGGGCCAACAUGGCAAAUAGGCGGGGUUAAUUGGACCAUUCGGGAGUGAAAUGCUUUGAGCUGACAUGGUUGGAGUCAGAGAAAAUGGAGGUGCAGCUUUGCUUCAUGUAGGCUCUGGAUUUUCUAACUCCAACCAAAGUGCUCCACGGGUCAGCUACAUCCGAUAAGAAGAUUUUUUUCUGCCUGCACAAUGUUUUGCUGACAAUCUAUGAAAAUCUAGCAAAUACUUGGCAUCAAAGAAGCCAUGGCAACGACAGCGCUGACCGGUUUCUCUGUGAUGAGCCUACUUAGCCUUGGGUAUCUGAGCUGGGAUAUGAUGAGCCCUAACCAGGUGGAAAAUCAGCCUGGCCAAACUUUUUAUGACAGCUCUUCUGUCCCACACCCUCCUCAUAUAAUCUUUAUCAUGACAGAUGACCAAGGGUUCAAUGACAUCGGAUAUCACAGCUCCGACAUUAGGACGCCGGUGUUGGAUAAACUGGCUGCGGAUGGAGUGAAGCUGGAGAAUUAUUACGUCCAACCCAUCUGCACCCCUUCCAGGAGUCAAUUCAUCACCGGCAGGUACCAAAUUCACACUGGCCUCCAGCACUCCAUCAUCUGCCCCCGCCAGCCCAACUGCCUGCCCUUUGACCUGGUCACCCUCCCCCAGAGGCUCCAGCAGCUUGGUUACUCCACCCACAUGGUGGGCAAGUGGCACCUUGGCUUUUACAAGAAGCAGUGUCUACCCACUCGUCGUGGCUUUGACACGUACUUCGGCUCCCUGACAGGAAGCGUGAACUACUACACCUACGAGUCCUGUGACGGUCCCGGACUCUGUGGCUUCGACCUCCACGAGGGAGAAUCUACCGCCGGGAGUCACAAAGGCAAAUAUUCCACUCAUCUGUACACACGAAGAGUCCGGAAGAUCCUGGCGACUCACAAUCCUCUGUCCCAACCACUCUUCAUCUUCCUCUCGUUCCAAGCUGUUCACACACCCUUACAGUCUCCGCGGGAAUACAUCUACCCAUAUCGAGGGAUGGAGAACAUUCCACGUAGGAGGUAUGCCGCGAUGGUCUCAACCGUGGACGAGGCUGUUCGGAAUAUAACAUACGCUCUGCGAAAGUAUGGGUACUAUCAGAACAGUGUGCUUAUUUUCUCCACUGAUAAUGGUGGCCAGCCUCUUUCUGGUGGAAAUAACUGGCCUCUGAGAGGACGCAAAGGCACAUACUGGGAAGGGGGUGUCCGAGCUUUGGGGUUUGUCCACAGCCCUUUGUUACGGAAAAAGAGAAGAGUGAGCAAAGCAUUGGUCCACAUCACUGACUGGUACCCCACUCUGGUGGGAUUAGCAGGUGGUAAUGAGUCCCUGACUGAAGGGGUGGAUGGAUUUAAUGUCUGGAAAGCAAUCAGUGAAGGAAAAGAGUCACCCAGGUGGGAGAUCCUUCACAACAUCGACCCUUUAUACAACCAUGCACGCUGCGGCUCCCUGCAGAAAGGAUUCGGGAUCUGGAAUACAGCUGUUCAGGCCUCCAUACGAGCAGGAGACUGGAAACUCCUGACAGGAGAUCCUGGAUAUGGCGACUGGAUCCCGCCUCAGAUUCUUCCAGGUUAUCCCAGCAGCUGGUGGGUCCUGGAACGCCACAUUAAACCACGACAAUCUGUGUGGCUCUUCAACAUCUCCCGGGAUCCCAACGAACGCUUUGAUAUGUCAGAGCAGAGACCAGAUGUCGUGAAGGAGCUCUUAGCCAGGCUGGUGUAUUACAACCGGACUGCGGUACCGGUAAGGUACCCAUUAGAGGACCCGCGGGCCCAUCCCCACCUGAAUGGGGGUGCCUGGGUCCCCUGGGUGGGGGAUGAGGAAGAAGACAAGUGGGACAGUGUUUACCUGAAACAAAACACAAAGUGGAGGAAGAAACUCACGCUGAUCAACAGUAGAUUGUUUUUCAGAAAACUCAACAAAAGAAUUAUGUCCAACCGAAUAUAG
Messenger RNA from Nothobranchius furzeri (turquoise killifish), 2137 nucleotides. It is a transcript of the gene arsia, whose product is annotated as arylsulfatase family, member Ia. The record is from RefSeq and is a predicted model, not a curated record. Lineage: Eukaryota; Metazoa; Chordata; Actinopteri; Cyprinodontiformes; Nothobranchiidae.